Messenger RNA from Caenorhabditis angaria, 4964 nucleotides. NCBI's taxonomy places the organism in Eukaryota, Metazoa, Nematoda, Chromadorea, Rhabditida, Rhabditidae. The record is from the annotation of a GenBank genome assembly.
AUGCCUCACCCUGGGCGUGGUAUGACUCCGCUCGGAACACUCAGCAAACAAUUGAAAAAACAAAAACAACUUUCGACACCGUAUUUGGUCUUGAGUGGAUCCAAUGAUCAGUGAGUUUAUUUUGGCGGGAAAUUUGAAAAUUCAAAAAAUUAUUGAUUUUUUUUGCAGCUCGAGCCUCAAAAAGGAGUAAUUUAUUUUAUUUUUUGUGAUUUUUUUAUUGAAUAACAUUUUUUCAUAUUUUUUAAAAGUUUUAAACAUGGUUCCGUACUAAAAUUUUCAGCUGAAAAUGCUGAAAAUUAUCAUUUUUAAUAAUGAUAAGUAAUUUCAGCAAUUUCAGCACAAAAUUUUAGCGCGGAACUAUUUUUCAAGCAGAUUUGUGCUUCAUCAAUGCUUCAUUUAAUUAUUCUCAAGAAUUUCAAGAUUCUAGACUCAAAUUUUGUGCUGAAAAUGCUGGAAACAUUGAUUUUCAGCAAUUCGAAGUAAUUCCAGCAUUUUCAGCACAAAAUUUGGGUCAGGAAAUGUUUUUGAAUUUUUUUUUUCUGGAAAAAUUGGUCAAGAAAAAAAAGUUUAAAGUUAAGAAAAACAUUCUCAAUCUUAUAGAAAGUAGCCAAAAUAAUUUCACGCGUAAAUUGUUUUUCAGAAUUGAAGGUAAAUUUUUACUUCCAAAUCAUGAAAAAUAUAAAUAUGCUGAUAAAAGAAAUGAAGAAUUUGGAUUGGUAAGUUUAAAAAGUCGUAGAAUUGUCUUAGAUAAACUAUUCUUGAAAAAAGUCAACAAUAAAAAAAUUGACUUGAAUACAGAGGAUCUCUUCACCCUGAUUACCGAUAAUGUCACUCGAAGUAACACCAGAUAUCACUACAAAUUGCCUAAAUCAAACAUUAGAAAAAACUUUUUUGUUCAUCGAACAUGCUCUCUAUAAUAAUUUCUGUUCUAUUUCUUUCCAAUGACCACAUUUAUUUGAAAAAUCGCAGCAACAACCCCCGGGCGUCCUAUCACUAGGUCCGUAUUUUUACCACCGUCCACACCAAUUUUUUUUUUCUCUCCCUCAACUUAUUUUUUCCACCUAUUUUUCUUUUUAAUUCUAUUAUGUGACUAUUUUCUUUAAUUAUUUCUUGUGUACUUAAUCACGUUAAUAGCGUAUAAUAAAUAAAAAAAUAAAAAAUUGAAGCCAAAGAAAGUGGAUGGUGUGAUUCGAGAAGUUCCAGCUCAAAAAUUCUGAAAAAAUCAUAAAAUAUCAUCCAAAAAUAUCCGGGUGGAAAAUAUACGUUUCAAAAAUAUUGGAAAUAUUUUGAUCUCUCCUCUCGCGUAAUUCUUCUUUCUGACCGUCUCUAAAUAUCAUCUUCUUUUCUGUGUCCUAUUUCUACAGUAACUCAAUGUUCUACAGUGACAGCAGCUCAAAAUUUCAGAUAUUUUCAGUCUUUUGAUAAAAUUCUUGAAAAUAAUUAAAUGAAGCGUUCCUUGACCAAAAACCUUGCUUUAAACAUGGUUCCGUACUCAAAUUUUCAGCUGAAAAUGCUGAAAAUUAUCAUUUUUGAUAAUGUUAAGUAAUUUCAGCAUUUUCAGCACAAAAUUUCAGCGCGGAACUAUUUUUCAAGUAGAUUUGUGCUUCAUUAAUGCUUCAUUUAAUUAUUCUCAAGAAUUUCAAGAUUCUAGACUCAAAUUUUGUGCUGAAAACGCUGGAAAAAUUGAUUUUCAGAAAUUUCAAGUAAUUUCAGCAUUUUCAGCACGGAAUUUGGGUCAGGAAAUGUUUUUGAAUUUUUCUGGAAAAAUUGGUCAAGAAAAAAAAGUUUGCGAAAAACUUUUUCAGCCACAAAAAAUGGCUGAAAAUAUCUGAAAUUAUUUCUUUAAUUUUGCCACGUGUACUCUACAGUAAUCCCCUCAAAAAUUCUGAAAAAAUCAUAAAAUAUUAUCCAAAAAAAUCCGGGUGGAAAAUGUACGUUUCAAAAAUAUUGGAAAUAUUUUUCAAAAAAGAUUUCAAAAUGAUUGCUUACAUACCAAGAUCACGUUUUUGGAAUCACUGAAAGAAUAUAUACUUCAAUUAAUUACUCUGUUCCUUUCUUUUCUCUUACUUUUCCAUUUUUCGCUUGAAUGGAUUGCGAAAAUUUUUCUAGUAUUUCUAGCUUUCGAAAAUAAAGUGAUGCUCAUUGAGCCGCCUUUUUAUAGCCCCAAAAAUGUGUUCCGAACUUCAAUUUUUCAGCUGAAAAUGCUGAUAAUUUCAGCACAAAAUUUCAGCGCGAAACUAUUUUUCAAGCAGAUUUGUGCUUCAUUAAUGCUUCAUUUAAUUAUUUUCAAGAAUUUCAAGAUUCUAGACUCAAAUUUUGUGCUGAAAAUGCUGGAAACAUUGAUUUUCAACUCAAAAUUUCACAUUUCUAACCAAAAUCCACAUUUUUCAUCAAUUUUCACUCGAAAACCACAAUAAUCGAUUGAUUUUUCACCAAAAAAUGAAAAAAAGUGUGUGCAACGACACUCCGCAAAAUGACGACUUGCCCGUUGUUUAGCGCUUUGUUGGAUUUUUCUUUUUUUUCAAGUUUUUUCAAGUUUAAAAGCUCCCAGGAAAUGAUUUACAACUUCGAAAAACAAAAAAAAACAAAUUUUCAAACGUCCGCAUUUUUUUGUGUGCAUUUUUGCGUCAUCUCACGUGUUUACACAUUUCUGUUCAUUUCUUGUUUUUUUUGAGACGGUCAUCUGAAAAUAGCUGAAAUUUGUCUGAAAUUGAAGAGUUUUUUGAUUUCUAGAUGUAAUUUGAGGAAUUUAGUUUGUAUUUUAGUUGUUUUCUUUCGAAAUGUUAAUUUUUCUCUAUUUUUUUCGUCAAAAAUUGAUUUUUAAUUUUUUCAGAAUCGAAUUUUGUAUGAAUGUUUCGGAAAAUGCCGAUUUCGAGUUGUCAGGUUUGAUUUUUACGUAUUUUUCACCGGAAAUUCAAAAAUCCCGUGGUUUUUCAUGAUUAUUUUUAGAGAAACAUUUUGGAUGAAAGCGAAAUUGGAUUUUGGCGGACAAAACAACAAUUGAAUGAUUGGACAACGGAUUUUGAGUGAAAUGUAAGUAUUUUUGGGGAAAAUUUAAAGAAUAUUAGGAAAAUCUGAAAGUUUCAGCUUUUCCCGAACCCGAAACAUUGAAAUUUGAAAAAUCAAGGUUUCGGGUGAGGAAAAAGCUGGAAUUUCAGUAAAAAAUCUUGAAAUUUUGAAGAAAACAACCUGAAGCCUAGGUUUUAGGUAUGAAAUUUGAGAAAAAACUGAAAUUUCAGGCAGGAAGUCUGAAAAAUAGCAGAUUUCAAGCCUAGAACCUGAAAAUUACCAAAAAAAGCCCUAUUUGAACUCUGGAGCUAGAAUUUGUGCUCAAGAGCUCAAACAUUUACUAGAAAUCCUGUUUUUGACUUUCGGAGCUUGAAAUUAUGCUCUAGAGCUGAAAGUACAGCUGAAAAAUCAAGUUUUUGAGCUCUGCAGCUCUGAAAAUGGAAUUUUCAGCCCCAGAUCUUAGAAUUGGACGGCUAAAUUAGUUUUCUUGAACUCUGGAAUAUGCUCUAGAGCUAAAAACCUAGCUGGAAAUCCUGUUUUUGAGCUCUGCAGCUCUGAAAAUUUAAAAAAAUGUUAAUUAAUUGUUUUCUUUUGAAUAUAGUUAAUUAUUUAUCAAAAAAUGAAUAAAUUAUUAAUUACAUAAUCAAUUAUGCUAAUUAAUUAUCACUUGAAGCCAAAGUGGUGGCUGGUGUGAUUCGAGAAGUUCCAGCUCAAAAAAUUCUGAAAAAAUCAGAAAAUAUCAUCUAAAAAAAUCCGGGUGGAAAAUGUACGUUUCAAAAAUAUAUUUAAAAAAACAACACAAAUUCACCACAGUAUUCUGUCUUCUUUCGAAUCAUUCGAUUUUCGGCUUCUUCUCGUUGUAAAUAAAAUUUUUUCCAAAAAAAUUGGAAAGCUUACUUACAGUUGUUCAUACUUGAAUAAGCCUAAGCCUAUAUAGUCUAGGUUGAACCUAUAGACCUUCUUAACAAUAAGCCUAAGCCUAAAACACAGACUGAGUAGAAGCCUAAGCCUAAGCCUAAGGUUUUAGUUAAGCCUAAAUUUAGAAACCCAAAACCUUUUUUUGUGAAUUUUUCACUAGAAAAUGUUGUUUUGUUGAUGCUAUUCAACUUUUUUUUUCGAAAAAACUAGAUCAAAAAGUUCAAAAUGUUUUCUAUUCAUAGAAAAAAUUCAUGUUUUUUUGAUAACAAAAAUGUGAAUAGAAAAUUAAUUGCACCUGGGUCCUAAUCAAAUCAAAAAACAUGUGUUCGGAGCUCAAAAAAUCAAAAAUCCCAAAAAAAAAAUUUUUGGAGCUCAAAAAAAUCACGAGCACAAAAUUUGUAUGUAUUUUCUCAGGCUGGGAAACAAAAGUGCCACGUGGGUUUUUUUGAGGCCGAAAUUUGGAUUUUUGGAGCAGUUUGAGCUCGGAAACAUGACUUUUCGUAAAAUUGAGAGCUCGGGCCUUUUCAGGCCGUGAAAAAACUUGAAAAUCUGAAAUUUUGUGAUUUUUGGAGCAUUUUGAGCCCGGAAAAAUGACUUUUCGUAAAAUUGGGAGUUUAGGGCUUUCCAGACCGUGAAAAAACCUUAAAUUUUGAAAUUUUUUGAUUUUUGGAGCAUUUUGAGCCCGGAAACUUGAAUUUCUGUAAAAUUUGAACCAAAGGGCUUUCCAGGCUCUGUGAAAGCUUAAAAAUCUGAAAUUUUGAGAAUUUCACAUCUCAAAGGACCAAUUUUCAACCAAAAAUCAACAUUUCUCUGAAAUUCAGGAUUUUCAGCCAAAAAAUCACCGAAAUUUCCAGACAAAUAGCUACGACACUCCGCUCGGAACACUCAGCAAACAAUUGAAAAAACAAAAACAACUUUCGACACCGUAUUUGGUCUUGAGUGGAUCCAAUGAUCAGUUAGUUUAUUUUUUGGCGGGAAAUUUGAAAAUUCAAAAAUUAUUGAUUUUUUUUUGCAGCUCGAGCCUCAAAAAGGAGUAA